UCUCUGCAGCGAAACUUGAUUAUAUCUUGUUGUGCGUGACGAUUGAGAUUCCAGUCAAUUGCUGAGGCAUCAGGACCGGGGUUCUUAUUCCCACCUUCCCAAGAAGCUCAACCUCAAUCUUUCGUCCUCCACCUACCUCAUCAUUUUACUCAAUUCGGCGAUCAGGUCACAACACUGCGAACUCAACCUGGAAUGCAGUCAACGCCAAGCUGGAUACUCAGGAUUCUAUAACGGCGGAGGAUUCAUCGGCAAGAUGCGAGAGACAACAAGUGAUCAGUCGACGAGACCUGGGAAGGCAGGGGCCGCUGGCGAUUAUACCGAAGAGGAGGAGGAGGACAUCCCACAAGCCGUGCCGGCCCUAGCGAUGUUCGUUCCCUUAGAAGAGAGCUUCUUCGAUCCCUUCGAUGCUCCAGGUACCGAGAUUGAGCGCAUCAAGCUCGGCCAAGAGAACCUCGAAAAACACACAGCCGCCGUCGAGCAGAACCUUGUCUUUGUCUAUGAGCGAGAGCACAGGCGCAUCUUGAACGUGGCGAAACAAGAGGAAGCGGAAAAGGGCUUCAUUGAGACGCCCGCGGGUCUCAUGCAGGGCGAGGAAGCACUCAUCAUGGAAUCAGUCCACGCCCCGAUACCGCCCGGCGCCGAUUACAGCGACCGGCACCUGUCUACAUACAAGCCUCCCGAGGCGCCGCAACAGGUGAUGCCUCCAAGACCGUCGGCACUUCAAUGGUCACUCUACAAUGCUGGCCAGGCCGUGGGUCAACUGAACGGAUACGCUGGCCACGCCCAAGAGCUCAAAGAAGCGUAUCAGGAGAUGUUGAACGAUGCACUCAAGGCAUCGCCUGACAAUAAGGGACAGGGAGAUGAGCCUGCUCGAAGCUAGAAGCGACGAAAGGUAACUUAAGUCGCAACCAGUGGGAGUGUCUGAAGAAGACAAGAAGAACUCGGGGUAGCAGGCGCUAGACCACCACAGACAUGAGGAUGUCCAACCGGUAAAAUCGCCGCCAUUGGGAAGCUUCCGGCGUAUGAAGGCGAUGAGUCCGGCAGGCGUUUCGUGUACAUAAGCAGUGUACAUACACAUCACGAGAUAUCAGUAAAAACGCACGUACUAUCUACAUCUAAGUCUCGUCGUCACCAUGAUAUGUAACGACCGGCGGUAAGAGGCAGCGGUCAUUGAAGAAAUCUCCCAUGCUUCCAUAAACGGCGUCAAAAAGCUUCAUCUAGGUACACUAGAUAGAGGAAGGCUCGAUUAAGCAUUCUUGCGAAGCUCAAGCUCACCUACGAUAAGUG
Messenger RNA from Colletotrichum phormii, 1287 nucleotides. RefSeq lists its product as uncharacterized. The transcript is spliced from 2 exons. The coding region runs from base 254 to 880 and encodes 208 amino acids. The record is from RefSeq and is a predicted model, not a curated record. NCBI's taxonomy places the organism in Eukaryota, Fungi, Ascomycota, Sordariomycetes, Glomerellales, Glomerellaceae.